Perkinsus marinus ATCC 50983 is the source of this 462-nucleotide messenger RNA. RefSeq lists its product as hypothetical. The record is from RefSeq and is a predicted model, not a curated record. The coding region runs from base 1 to 462 and encodes 153 amino acids. The transcript is spliced from 2 exons. Lineage: Eukaryota; Perkinsozoa; Perkinsida; Perkinsidae. Gene Ontology annotation, molecular function: DNA binding.
AUGACCACCCACGUCCUGUCAUUACUUUGGGUUAUGUCGAAGAACAAAAACCUGACUUCAGCAGAUAGGGCGCGUAUCCGCGCGAUGCAUGCGGAGAGAGGCACAGAUGGUCGUCGACGCUACACCCAAAAGGAGAUUGCUCGAGCUCAGCAGGUCAACCAAGCUACGGUGAGUCGAGUAGUGAAGGCUCAGGAUCAAUGUGGGCCUGUAUUUAAGCGGGGACCGAAGUUUCUGAUGGACGAACGAACCCGACGUCGUGUUGUGCGCUAUUUCUUUGACAACUGCGGGGUGUCUACCGGUGACGCAGUUACGGAGCUCGAUCUGAAAGUCUCACCANNNNUUCUAGUGCCGAGCAGCUCAAGAGCAAGAGAGCCUUCAAUUGGCGGUGGUAUCAUGGUAUGGGGUGCGAAGUCUAUCAAGAAGUCCUCUCUCGUCAUCUGUUACCAUAUUGGGAAGAGUUAA